This is a messenger RNA of Salvelinus sp. IW2-2015, 2793 nucleotides long. The record is from RefSeq and is a predicted model, not a curated record. Lineage: Eukaryota; Metazoa; Chordata; Actinopteri; Salmoniformes; Salmonidae.
AGUGCUCACGUUCCCUGGCUACAUACCAUCAGCACGACCUUCUUCAUGACAGACCAACGUGAAACUUUUCAGUGUGUUCUAUAGAUUUGUUCAUUCGAGAAAGUCUGCCAGCCAGACGACGAUACAAAAUUGAGACAAUUGUAGCGACUGAACUAAAACAGAAGAAGAGUCCAGAAAGAAAUUCAUUUGUAGCCUAAAUUGUCAGACACCAUGACUUAAACUUUUUUCGGUGGAGAUAUUUCAGUAAUACUUGCGUAAAGUGUGUUGUUUGUGAGACCGACAGUGUUUCGACACCAUGCCCUGUACCAACAAUCUAAUUUGGGAUAUUAGGAAACGCACCAUCGGUUCCAACAAAAUAAACAACUUUACAAGGAGUAACUACUUAGGAAGAAAAGAGUUUGUUCAAAGGCUGAAACUUGAAGCCACUCUUGAUGUCCAUGCYGGCUCUGUCAAUACGAUAUGCUGGAACGACACAGGAGAAUACAUCUUAUCUGGAUCAGAUGAUGACAAAUUGGUCAUCACGAACCCAUAUAGCCGGAAAGUCAAGGCAUCCAUUACAUCAUGGCAUCGAUCCAAUAUCUUCAGUGCCAAGUUCAUGCCCCAAACCAACGACAGAAUGAUCGUGUCCGCAGCAGCCGACGGCAAGAUCUUCCURACCAACGUAGAGAGGGGUUCCAACAUGGACCCUGUGUUGCAGUACCACUGUCAUAAUGGUGCCGCCUACGAGAUAUUGACGGUACCUAGCGACCCUCAUUCUUUCCUGUCCUGUGGAGAGGAUGGAACAAUCCGGUGGUUUGAUGUCCGAGUUUCUCCUGGCUGCUGGCAAACUAACUGUAAAAAGGACAUCCUGAUUGACUGUCGGCGAGCAGUAACAUCCAUGGCCAUAUCCCCUGUGGAAUCCUUCUAUCUGGCUACUGGCUGUCUCGACAGCUCAGUCCGUAUCUAUGACAGGAGAAGCUGGGUACCAAAGCAACAGGUUUCCAGACAGGAAGCGGGUGGCAGGGAUGUGUGCGAGGUCGUACCGAGGCACCUGGUCAAUAAGUCAUGUCGCGUGACCUCAUUGGCCUACAGUAGGGACGGCAGGGAGGUGCUAGCCAGCUAUGCCUCAGACUAUCUCUACUUGUUUGACCCUAAAGAUGACAAGGGACGCGAGCUGAAGGGACCGUCGCAGGAAACAAGACCCCUGCAGAAGGAGACUCAGCAGAAGCGUCUGCGUCUGAGAGGAGACUGGUCAGACACUGGACCCCUGUCACGGCCAGAGAGCGGAGGGGAAGGGACGGUAAGAGAAGCUCCUCGCCCCACUAAGUCCCACUCACCGAAACGCACAGCUGACACAACACGAGAGUCCAGGCCUGGAGUGUCUCUGAUGCAGAGGAUGUCAGACAUGUUGUCACGCUGGUUUGAGGACGCCAGCGAGGCCCAGAACAACAGAGGAGCCCGUCCACAGUCACGACCCAGGAUAGGCCCAGCAGCAGCUCCACAAGGUAGUGGGCUUCACCAGGAGGCUAUGGUGCUAGGGAAUCCAGCCCCGUCUCAACCAACAUCAACAGCCAGCUUCUCCUCCUCCAUGAGAAGCCCAGAGGCCGACCAGGGCACCACUAGCAGCACCAUCCAACUGGACUUCUCCAGCGGUGGCGCCAGCGACCAGGGGGAACCCCCGCGGAUCAGGAGCCCAGAGCAGGUGUCCGACACCAGGCAGAUCUCAUCCCUCAGCCAGUCAGAGGUGGAGGGCAUGGAGAGGGAGCCCACACCACAGCCCCCUGGGGAAUGGAUGCAAAGACAUGUUGUAUAUCCUUCCGAAAGGCGCUCUGCUGCUGCGCGGAUCCAGGAGAUUUUUCGGCGGCGGAAAGAGAAGAAAGAGUUGGCGGAUUGCGAGACUCGCCGUAUCGGGAYGCCCUCAGUAGAAAAGAUCUACAAGGGCCACCGUAAUUCCAGGACUAUGACCAAUCAGUGUUGUUUCUGGGGUGACCAGUUUGUGCUGAGCGGCUCAGACUGUGGUCAUAUCUUCAUCUGGGACAGAGAGACAGGGGAACACCUAAUGCUGCUGGAGGCAGACCAGCACGUUAUCAACUGUCUGCAGCCACACCCCUACGAACCACUGUUAGCCACAUCAGGGAUAGAUUCCAACAUCAAGAUCUGGUCACCGAUGGAGGAAUCCCCAUCAUUCAACAGAGUACUCGCUGAAGAGGUGACCUUCCGUAAUGAACUGAUGCUGGAGGAGACCAGGAACACCAUCUCUGUACCUGCCUCAUUCAUGCUGAGGAUGCUGGCCCAACUCAACCACUCCAUCACAGCAGAGUCUGAGAACAAUGAGGAAGAGAGUAGCCCUAUCCAUAGCUUCCAUACUGGACUGUUGAAUGUGUGAAGUAGGAACUACAUAUUAUCUCAUUGGAUUCACUUUGUGGCCAUUAUAGUGGUAAUGUUACCAUGGGGACUGGCGUAUUGGACCUCACCUAGUGUAGGUUAUAGAAACUAGAAGAGGUUGUGUUGAUUUUAUAAAUAUACUUUAUAUUCAGAUGUAGAUCAAGGAAUGUUUUCUACCUAUUAUAUAUUUUUGUUCAGGUGUCCAGCCUCUCCGUCUGGCUAUGAGAAGUGUUCUCUAGAUGGUAUCUCGUUAUUCUCCUCUGUACUUUGUGAACCUCAGGCCUUUUUGUGAGAAGUCGCAUUUCAUCUUACUUUGUGGCUUUUCCUGAUACUCUGCAACGACGGCUUCAGUUCUGACUGUUGUCAAUGUGCUUGUUUACCAAAGAGAAUGUGUUUAAUUUAAGAAUGUUAAUGUUAAGAAAAAAAAAA